Messenger RNA from Aspergillus niger, 501 nucleotides. RefSeq lists its product as uncharacterized. The coding region runs from base 1 to 501 and encodes 166 amino acids. Lineage: Eukaryota; Fungi; Ascomycota; Eurotiomycetes; Eurotiales; Aspergillaceae. The record is from RefSeq and is a predicted model, not a curated record. The transcript is spliced from 5 exons.
AUGUAUCGAUGUCGAUAUACUAACAAGCGUGACAGCAAUUAUACCACUCGGAAGGCCACAUUGGCGUGUGUUGGGUUAUUAGCAGUUAUGGGUGGGCUCGAAGCCCUACUCAUCUUAACUUUGAGGUGGUCGCAGAUACCGAACAAUAAAGGCAUCACCUGGCCGGAUAUCUUGGUUGGUGCGAUAGCAACAGUGCUUCUCGCCGGCGGCAUGUUACCCAUUUAUUUUGAAUUGGGGAAAAGACAAGGCCGAGUAAUUGGAAUCAAUUGGGUCUUCUUGUGCAUCGACACGCUGGGAGGACUGUUCUCAAUCUUUGCGCUUGUGGCACAAGGGUCGUUUGAUAUCCUUGGCGGGGUUAUGUAUAUUGUUGUCGUGGUACUCGAGCUGGGAAUCUACCUCAGCCACAUCAUAUGGCGCAUCCGAUUCCGGGAGGCCCGGAAAGAAGCCAAACAUUCGGGUAGAAGUGUCGAGGAUAUUCUCCAAAUGUCUAAUCCCGCGUGA